Molecule: messenger RNA, 3651 nt
Organism: Gadus morhua (Atlantic cod)
Lineage: Eukaryota; Metazoa; Chordata; Actinopteri; Gadiformes; Gadidae
Gene: nos1apa
Product: nitric oxide synthase 1 (neuronal) adaptor protein a
Exons: 10
Coding region: 370-2112 (580 amino acids)
Molecular function (GO): nitric-oxide synthase binding
Source: RefSeq, a predicted model, not a curated record
GGCUCCGAGCUCACAACUUCCACACGGGAGGAAAAGUAGCCAGGAAAACUGCGUAUUCUUUCAUGUUGUGCUGGUGUUCUCAUUCCAGGGUGGAUCGGAAAGUAAACAAGCGGGUCACACGCGUACAGCGAAUAGUUAUCGUCAGAAAGUGACGUUUUAUUACAGCGUGAAGUGGAGACAGUGAGUGAAAUUUAAAGUUAGCACUUGUCCGAUGUCGACUUGCGGUGCAGCGAUCGAUGGGACCCAGCGCAGCGAUGGAGCAAUAGCGUUGGAUCCGUGACUUUCUUUUCCUGGAUAUAUAUUUAUUUUUUAACGGAAGCGUUGUUCCUUCCUUUAUAUUUUUUCUUGUUGUGGAUUAUCACUGCAAUCAUGCCUGGAAAAACCAAGUAUAACCUGGUGGAUGAUGGCCAUGAUUUGAGAAUUCCCUUACACAACGAGGAAGCCUUUCAACAUGGGAUCAACUUUGAGGCAAAGUACAUCGGCAGCCUUGAUGUGACCCGGCCAAACAAUCGGGUGGAGAUUGUCGCUGCGAUGAGGAGAAUAAGGUACGAAUUCAAGGUGAAGAACAUCAAGAAGAAAAAGGUUAACAUCAUCGUGUCGGUGGAGGGCGUCAAGGUGAACCUGAGGAAAAAGAAAAAAGUGAGUGGCAUUAAGAAGGAGUGGACGUGGGACGAGAGCAAAAUGAUGGUGAUGCAGGACCCCAUUUACAGAAUAUUCUACGUGUCCCACGACUCUCAGGAUCUGAAGAUCUUCAGCUACAUCGCCCGGGACGGACAGAGCAACGUGUUCCGCUGCAAUGUCUUCAAGUCGAAGAAGAAGAGCCAGGCCAUGCGCAUCGUGAGGACGGUGGGCCAGGCCUUUGAGGUGUGCCACAAGCUCAGCCUUCUGCACACCCAGCAGAGCGCAGAUGGGACGGAGGAUGGAGACAAGACAGCUGGAAAACUGAACGCCUUGGAGCAGGCGGCAGACGUGGCGGUUGCCGUGACGACGACGGCCGCCGCCGAGGAAACGGACAUCGACGCGGAGGAAGAGGACGUCCCGGUGGCGGCGGCCGACAGCACCGUGGACGAGUUCAGCAACAGUAACCGCGGAGUCACGGAUCUGGACGCCACAUCUAAGACCAGCGAGCACAGCCCCACAGACACCAAGUCUCCAGAGGAGGGCUCUCUGCUGAUGGCCAGCCCAAGGAUGCUGCUCCCGGAGGCGGGCACGCUGUCGCCGACCACCCCCCUGUCUAUCCACCACCAGAUCCAGCUUCUCCAGCAGCAGCUGGCGCAGCAGCAGCAGCAGACGCAGGUGGCCGUAGCGCAGGUUCACCUGCUGAAAGAUCAGCUGAGUGCAGAGGCCACGGCGCGGCUGGAGGCCCAGGCCCGGGUCCACCAGCUGCUGCUCCAGAACAAGGACCUGCUGCAGCACAUCUCCCUGCUGGUCAAGCAGAUCCAGGAGCUGGAGGCCAACUUCACAGGAACCCACUGCAUGGGGUCCCAGGACAGCCUAUUGGAGAUCACCUUCCGCUCCAGCGGGGUCCCGGUGCUCUGCGACCCCACCACGCCCAAGCCGGAGGGCCGCGCCAACGGAGAGGCCCUCCGCCCCGACGUCUUCUCCCCGCCGGCCGCCGCUCUCGGGAGCCCCAUAGGUAGGGACCCGUCCCGUCUCCUCAAGCUGGAGCGCUUUCGCUUUUUCCCGGGCCCCCCGGGGGGCCCCACGCCGCCCCCCCGGCCGCCGCCCCUGAGCCCCCCGCCCUGGCUCAACGGGGCGGUAGGUGAAGAGUGGCGCGGCUUCUUCUCCCCGCCCCUCCCUCCUCCGCGACAGGGCAGGGGCGAGUCCCCGGCUGCCCCCCGCACGACGUCCCGGGACGACCCGGACGUCGCCCGCUUCCGCGAGUCGGGCAUCGCCUCCGAGUGCGAGGAUUCGAACACGGACGACAGUGAGGAGGAGGAGGAGGAGGAGGAGGAGCAGGAGGAGGAGGAGGGGGAGGGGGGUGGGUUGGAGGAGAGGGGGGAGGGGAUGGAGGUCUACGGUUGGGGCACGGACGUGGAGACACUGAGGCUGCUGAACGUUCUCAACAGGCAGGCCGUCCCCGACUGCCUGGGAGAAGAGAUAGCCGUAUAAUACACACGCACACACAAACACGCACACACACACACACAUACACACACACACACAUACACAUACACACACACACACACACACACACACACACACACACACACAGACCACCCACUUGUUGUCACUUGAUCACGUUUGCAUCACAACCGGAUCCAUCAAUAUUUUCGCUCACAGGAAAAACAUAGAUGUAGUAUGUUGGUUUUCCGUAACUCAAUGUCCUCAACCUUUUAUGUAUUGCCAAGAAAAUGAAUAUAGCACAUGGUGAAGUCAUUAUUAGCUUUCUAUCCACUAUCUAUCAGUGACUUGUAGCAAGAACGUAAACGGCGGCUGUCAUAGGACAUGAAAUGAUGAGCAUAUUAGCAAUUGAUUUAAUGGCCUUUAUUUAUUUUAGUCACGUAUUAUUAUCGACUCCAAAUUACAAAUAUCCAGGUCAAUGAGGCAGUUUCGGCAUUUUAUGUAGUAUUUGGCCAUAAGUUCUCUAUUGAGUUUUCCAUAGUCUGGCCAACUUUUUUGGUCAGGUGUGCAAAUGACUGCAAUCUUGGGUUGUCAUUUAGCACUGCAUUUUAGCACGGAUAGCUAUUUGUUUGUCUUUGUCUCACUGUUUAAGCUACUAGGACGAAGAAGAAUAAAAAACACGUUCGUUCACCAUGAGAACGUUUCUCAGGAGAACAAUUUCAGCUUCUUUCAGCAUCUUUUGGAAUUACUACAUACAGACUAGCUUUCUGGUGUUUUUCUUUUCUUCCUUCCUUUUUACAUAGUUGACUUUUCAUUCUGUUCUGUACAACUGUGCCCACGCAUGCACAAAUAUUAUUUUGAAAAAGCGAACACUGGAGAUAUCGUGAUGAACGAUUUGUUUCGCUUGUUUUCCCCAAGACUUUCUUCUGAACAAAACUGUCACUCUGCUUUACCAGUAUACCAUUUAACACAUUUUAGAUGAGCUUUUUCAGCUCGCCCAAUUCAGAGGGUAAGCAUUGUUUGAAUUCCUAAUUAACGUAGAGUUGUCAUGCCAUUGUAUUCGCUUGAACUGCUCAUGCUAACAAUGCUGCUAGGAUUUGUUUUCCUCCUCACUCAAGGAAUUAUUCUUUACCCCAUACCACAUCAAAUAUGUGCAUCUUUUAUGUAGUAUGAAAAAAAGCUAAAUCAACUACCUUUCUGUCUGUUAAGUCUCUUUGAAUUGACUGGCGUGUGCAUGCACUAGCCUACAGCCUAACAAUAGACCUUGCAUGUGAUGUCAUAACUCCGCCCACUUUUCCAAACUGUAUGGGAGGAGGGCGGUAUAUUGGGGUUUACUGUCUUAUAUUUCUGUCUCAGUGUUUUUUAUCACAGGCUUUACUCAUCCAAGACUUUUUCCUUACAUGUAUUUACAGUUCUCCUGAAGCCGUUUACUGUGUUCAUCUUACCCUUUGUCAACCUGAAUUUUGCUCCCCAUUUAAAAACAGGAUUAUCUAAACACACUUGUACAUAAUGAUGUAGAUUAAUGUUUCCUGUAUGGUUAAACUGUAAGUUUCUUCUAUCUUUUAUAUAUAAAAGAGAGAAAACCUG